Caenorhabditis angaria is the source of this 2683-nucleotide messenger RNA. NCBI's taxonomy places the organism in Eukaryota, Metazoa, Nematoda, Chromadorea, Rhabditida, Rhabditidae. The record is from the annotation of a GenBank genome assembly.
AUGUUCUCAACACUUACGCCAAGUACAAUUGACGAUAUUCUUCGGCAAUCUGCUGCCAUAUUUCCGUCUCCACAAAAUCUCACCAAUCAAGGUGUUGCUGCUAAUUUUGCACACGUAUUUGAUCCAUUUUAUCAACAUCAACAACAACAUCAAAUACAUCAUCUUCACAAUCACAAUAAUUCACAUAUGUCAAAUCAUCAUACAAAUAAUAAUGGAGCAAAUCAAAUUCAACAACCAACUACAACCACAGGUAUUCCUUUUUUAUUAAACAAAAAUCUAGAUUUUUUUGUAGUGAGGGAACAUUUUUGUGUGUUUGUGGUUUAUGUCAAAUCAAAAUUUGAAUCGGUUUUUGAAACUUCAAAUCUGAUCUGUGUUGUGAUCUCUAAAUAGAAAAUAUUGGGAAAUUUAGAAUUAUGGUUUUGUUUUUUCUUAAAUUAUCGAUUCGGAUCUGACAAAUCUAACUAUGUGUUUGAAACCCAAAAUUUCAGAAUUUCUAAAAAAAGGGGCUUUUUUAAAGUCGAUUCGGCCAGGCUCGACGUCAGAAAAUCAAAAUUAAUCUUUUUGUUCGAACAUUCGAAACUGUCAUUUUUUUGAAUAUAUCUGAAUUUGAACUCAAUUUUAACUGAUAAAAUAUUCUCUUAACGAUCUGUAAUUUUUUUCGGAAAUUACCAAAUUAAACAUUUUUCAAAACUCCUGUUCCCGAAACAAAAAUAUCAAAUUUCCAGUGACAUUUUCUCCCAAAAUUCCGCUUACUGACUACAAAAACUACAGUAAUAAAUAUUCGUGGUUCCUCUAUUUAAAAAAAAACAUAAAAUGCGUCUUUAUCUUCAUAAGUUCAUCGAAAUCAUCAAAUACUACAAAAACACAAAAAGAUUAUCGUAAAAUGAUGAUAUUUCAACUACAAAAUACACAAUAUUUCGUGUUUUGAAUCAAAUUGUUACAGGACAUGGAAGAGGUCGACGAAAAACAUCAACAAUCAAUUUGAUAUGCGUUGUUUGUGGAGAUCAAGCAUUUGGUAAACAUUACGGAGUUAACGCCUGUAAUGGUUGUAAAGGAUUCUUUCGAAGAAGGUUUGUUGUGAUCACAAAAACAAAAUAUAAACAGAAUGGAAUAAAUAAAUAAUCGGCAAAAAGAAGAGGAAUUGUACAAAUCUUUUUCUAGCCUACAUUUUUAUUAAACACUGUCUCCGACGUAUCUUUUUGUUCUCUCUUUUCUCGAAAUCAUUUUUCGACAAAGUCACGUUCAAGGGAUUUCCGGAUUCAAAAAACAUGGAAACUUUUAAAUCAGAAAAAGAAAACCAUGUUUGUUUUUGAAAACCCCAACAGGAUUCAAAAGACUUCAAAAACUUCCUUCAUACCAUUGUAAAUUUCAGUGUUUGGAAUAAUCGUCAAUAUCUUUGCCGUUUUGAUGGCAGAUGUGCAAUUGCAAAAGAACAUCGAAAUGUAUGCCGUGCUUGUCGUCUCAAACAAUGUUUCGUUGCUGGAAUGAAUCCAAGAGCAGUUCAAUCAGAACGAGAACAAAGAGGUGGAUCCGAGCAAAAUGGGCAAGAAAUGGAAGAUGAUGAUUAUGGACAAAUGUCACCGGAUACAUGUUCAGUUGAAAGUCAAACUGAAGAUAUGAAAAUGGAUCAAAAUAAUAUUCCACUUCCAAAUAUGGAUGCUGAAUUAGCGAGAUGUUCAGAACAACUUGUUGAUAUGCAUCGAGCUGUUUGUUCAUACAUCGAUCCGAUUCCGGAUAUUUUUAUGAGUUCAAAUGAACCAGCUGAAUCUACUAAAGUUUCAUUUAUGAAUGCGUUUUAUAAUCCAUCAUUGAUGUCGCCAAGAACACAGGUAUCAUUUUUUUUCCAAUUUAAAUAAUUUUCCGCCUUCUUUCUCAACAAAAAAAAGAACCCCGACUGAUAUCCAACAUCAAAUCUUGAUUUUUGCAGCUUCGAACAACCGGAGAGCGAAUUGCUACAGUAAAAGAUGUGAUGGAAGAAUGGAGAAGAAAUUUUGUAUUAUUCUCUGAUUGGCUUCGAUCACUUCCAGAAUUCGACAGAAUGGAAAUUCCUGAUCAAAUUUGUUUGGCAAAAAAUCGUUUCGGUCCAUUUCAUUGGUGGCUUUGUGCAAAUUGGAGUGUUUCUGCAAAUUGUGACGGUGUUUGUUAUACAAAUGGAUCAUAUUUUCCUUCAAAAUCUGAUCAACAAUGUCUUCCUGAUGUUCGUGGUUCAACAAAAAGAAUGAUUGAUUCAUUAAGUAUUCCAAUUCGAGAAUUGGAUUUGGAUGAAACUGAAAUUGUUUUGAUGUUGGCUGUAAUUGUAUUUAGUGAUGAACUUGCUGAAUUAUCACAAAAAGGAAAAGAACAUGUUAGAAUUGUUGGAAAUAAUUUUUUGAAAAUGUUGCAUCAUCAUAUUCGCGCAAAAGAUAGUUCUGAACAACAGAAAAUCAAAUGUGAAGACCCUUCAAAUCCAGCCGAAUCACAAGCUGCAAUUCGAAUCGGAAAAAUGAUGAUUCUUCUAUCAGCAACUACAGUAAGCCUAAUUUAUUCUAUUUUUAGAAUUUUUUUUUACAAAUUCAAAUGUUUUCAGCAUCUUGUUCAUUUGACAUCUGACAAUAUUCAACUCAAUGACGUGUUCCAUCUAAUUCCUCUCGAAUUUAUGUCAAAUGAAGUUCAAUUAAUUCAAGAAUCCUAUCAGAAAAUCUGA